UGUACCUUGGAAGAUUUUUCGACAGACACUAAAUGAGGAGCACCCUAUCAGCUCGGCCCUGGAGGCUAUGGCUCUCAAGUCGACCAUAGAUCUUACCUGUAAUGACUACAUAUCAGUCUUUGACUUUGAUGUAUUCACAAGGUUAUUCCAGCCGUGGAUAAAUUUACUGCGGAACUGGAAUGUACUGGCAGUGACUCAUCCUGGAUAUGUUGCCUUUCUCACCUACGACGAGGUCAAGGCCAGACUACAGAAAUAUGUCACGAAGCCUGGCAGUUACGUGUUCCGUUCCAGUUGUACUAAGUUAGGCCAGUGGGCCAUCGGCUAUGUUACUGCCGAGGGACAGAUACUGCAAACGAUUCCACAGAACAAAUCCUUGUGCCAAGCUCUGCUGGACGGCCAGAGGGAAGGCUUCUUUAAGAAUCCGGACGGCCGGAGUUUAAACCCGGACCUAAGUUACUUGGUACAGGACAGCCAGGAGGACCACAUACAGGUGACUGAGGAGCAGUACGAACUCUACUGUGAGAUGGGAUCCACAUUUCAGCUGUGUAAAAUCUGUGCAGAGAACGACAAGGACAUCAAGAUUGAGCCAUGCGGCCAUCUUUUAUGUACACCUUGUCUCACUCAGUGGCAGGAUUCCGAUGGUCAAGGGUGUCCUUUCUGCCGAUGUGAGAUUAAAGGGACAGAGCAGGUUGUAGUUGACCCCUUCACACCACACGGGCAUUGCCGUGGUAUUGACAUGUGCCGGUCUGUAAACAUCCACAAUAACAUGGAGGACGACGAUGACCCAGACUGCCUGGAUUCCGGUCAGUGGAUGUCCAACAACAGUCUGCAGGCCCUCAGUGUCAACAGGUGUCGAGACAACAGGUCACCGUUCGAGUCCCCAAGUGUUCCAAAACGAGAUUUACCCCCACCAGUCCCCCCACGGAGAGCCUCACCAGCUCCGUCACCUAAUGUUUCACCCACAUCAUCACCAAAACCUCCUCAGUAAGUAUGUCAUCACAUAGCCUCUCCAAAAACCACAGGUCUGUACAGGACCUAGUACUGUCAGUGUGAAGCCUCUCUAACCACCACAGGUCUGUACAGGACCUAGUACUGUCAGUGUGUAGCCUCUCUAACCACCACAGGUCUGUACAGGACCUAGUACUGUCAGUGUGAAGCCUCUCUAACCACCACAGGUCUGUACAGAACCUAGUACUGUCAGUGUGAAGCCUGUCUAACCACCACAGGUCUGUACAGGACCUAGUACUGUCAGUGUGUAGCCU
Mizuhopecten yessoensis (Yesso scallop) is the source of this 1262-nucleotide messenger RNA. RefSeq names its product E3 ubiquitin-protein ligase CBL-B-B-like. NCBI's taxonomy places the organism in Eukaryota, Metazoa, Mollusca, Bivalvia, Pectinida, Pectinidae. The coding region runs from base 68 to 988 and encodes 306 amino acids. Gene Ontology annotation, biological process: negative regulation of epidermal growth factor-activated receptor activity; signal transduction. The transcript is spliced from 9 exons. The record is from RefSeq and is a predicted model, not a curated record. Gene Ontology annotation, cellular component: membrane raft; plasma membrane. Gene Ontology annotation, molecular function: calcium ion binding; receptor tyrosine kinase binding; ubiquitin protein ligase activity.